AUUCUUGUCAUGUAAGGUCUCAAGAGAAAUCUAUACUGCAGAAGUGACAUGAAGCAACUAUCAUUAGACAAGGUCAUGGACAUUGUCACUUCACCUGCUAGUAAGUCAUUCAAGAAUUAACACUAGGCAUAGAAGUACAAAUAUUUAGAUUAUGAGUUCACACAGGAACACACACCUUGACUCUUAUCUACUAUUCCAAACCAUAACCAGUCUUGCUGUUCUAAUGCAUCAACUCAGCCAGAAGACAGAUUAUUAAAAGCCAGCACUGCAUGCAAACAAGACAAACGGCAUCUUCCUUUGCUGUCUCAGAAGACAAGGUAGCUAUGAGUAAGGCUGUGGUAUAUACGAGGAUAUCUCAUCUGUACCUCCGGCUGGAGAUAUUGAUCAUUCUUUCAUCAUGGCCCUUGACUGGGUAUGCUCAGCACACCAGCCUCCCAGAAGUAGUGAUACCCUUACAGGUCACAGGCAACAGACCAGUGUGGGCCAUGGGAUGGCUGACCUAUAGCCUGCACUUUGGGGGCCACAAACAUUUUAUUUACAUGAAGGCCAAGAAGGUCUUUGUAUCUAGACUCUUCUCUGUAUUCACCUACACUAAGCAAGGUGCUCUACACAAAGACCAGCCGUAUGUCCAGCAGGAUUGCUACUACCAUGGCUAUAUGGAUGGAGACCCAGAGUCCAUGGUUGCUAUUACCACCUGUUAUGGAGGCUUUCAAGGAAUAUUACAGAUAAAUGGCACAGUAUAUGAAAUCAAGCCCAAGAAACUUUCUUCCACAUUUGAACAUUUGGUUCACAAGUUAGAUAAUGAGGAGACAGAAUUACGCCCCUUGAGAUGUGCAUUGACAGAAGAAGAGAUAGCACGGCAAAUGAAGCUUCAGAAGAAUGAGAAGCCCACUCUGAUGCAAAGCCACUAUGAGGGAUGGUGGACUCACAAAAGUUUUCUUGACCUGGCAUUGGUUGUUGACCGUGAGCGAAUUCGUUAUCAUAACAAUAACACGUCACGUGUGCUAGUGGAAGUAUUCAUCAUUACCAAUAUAAUAAAUAACAUUUAUCAGAUACUGGAUGUUGAGAUAGUUUUACAAGGAGUUGAGCUGUGGAAUGAAAGAAAUCAUGUAGCUGUGGGUGGCAUAGAGAACCUCCUAAUUGAAUUUUGUACUUGGAAGUCUAACAGUCUUAAUUUUCGUAUUCCAAAUGACAUUGCACAUCUCUUUGUGAGGCAUGAUUUUGGUAUUUACCUUGGUUUAGCUUAUAUUGGAACUGUCUGUGACCCAUCUUAUAAUUGUGGAGUUGAUAGUCUGAUAGGACCUAACCUUUUUUAUUUUGGGCAUAUUAUAGCACAUGAGAUGGGUCAUAAUUUGGGCAUGCAGCAUGAUAGUGGCUCAUGCACCUGUGGAGUAAAAGAUUGCUUAAUGGCUCCAACAGACACUGGCAUCGGAAAGUUCAGUAACUGUAGUUAUUCUAAGUUUUGGACAACCUAUGCUACUGCCCAGUGCAUGCACAAAGAAAAGAAGCCAAUAAGCAUCCUCAACAGCAAGCUCUGUGGGAACGGAGUGGUUGAUGAUGGAGAGCAGUGUGACUGUGGAUCUGUAGAAAUGUGUAAAGGAGAUCCAUGCUGUAACUCCAGGUGUACCCUCAAAGACGGGGCUGCCUGUGCUUUCGGACUUUGUUGCUUACAUUGCCAGAUCACGCCAUCAGGCACAGUUUGCAGAGAAAAGGUCAAUGAAUGUGACCUUCCAGAAUGGUGCAACGGACACUCACAUAUGUGUCCUAAUGACGUUUAUUUGCUUGAUGGGAGCCCCUGUCAAGAUGGUGGCUACUGCUAUGAAAAGAGAUGUAAUAACCGAGAUGAACAGUGUAAGCAAAUCUUUGGCAAAGAAGCCAGGAGUGCAGCUCAGAGUUGCUACAGAGAACUCAACACCCAAGGUGACCGUUUUGGCAACUGUGGUAUGAUCAGAAAUGCAUACUUAAGAUGUAAUGACUCAGACAUCCUCUGUGGCAGAGUUCAGUGUGAGAAUGUAACAAGCAUUCCAUUGUUGCAGGGUCAUUCCACUAUACACUGGACUCACCUCAAUGGUGUCACCUGUUGGGGAACUGACUACCAUUUUGGGAUGACAAUCCCUGACAUUGGUUUUGUGAAAGAUGGCACAGACUGUGGUCCAGAGCAUAUGUGUAUUAAUCAGAAGUGUGUCAGAAAGCCAAUUUGGGCAAGUCAGUGUUCACCCAAGCUGUGUAACAUGAAAGGUGUGUGCAACAACUUACACCACUGCCACUGUGACCUCGGGUGGGACCCACCACAUUGCCUGAAAAGUGGCUUUGGAGGGAGUGUUGACAGUGGCCCUUCACAUGAGAAUGAAAAGAAACCCAGGAAAAGUAGGGCUCUAGUGAGUUCCAAUCGUAUUAUUGUUUUUUGUGUUUUAUUAUUUCUCAGUGUGUUAUGUAUUCUCUGGACUUGUUUAGCACCCAGAACACUAAACAAGAGCGAAGAACCCAAUGUUACCUCUUUACAAAAGAAAGAAGAUUAUACUGCUAUAAUCACCUCUGCAUCAGAACGGUAACAAUUUGUAAUUUAAAAUGAGGUAUCAAAUCUUCCUACCUUUCCCAUGUCCUGUCAUGUAUUAUCUUGGUAUGUGAAGCACUGCAUGUUUCAGAAUUCAACGACAUAGCGUCUUAGAGAUAUUUAGCAUUUCGGUAUGAAAAACCUCAUCAUUCAUUAAAGCUAUGAUCCUAGUACAUAACCCAUAAUCUUCACUCUCAGCAACUUUAAUGCUUCAAGUUCUCUUAUGAUGUUCUCAGUAAAGAACUACCUGAGGGAUCCUAUAUGCAUGCGGUUUUGGUUUUGCCUUUCUCAGUUCCAGACUACCUCCUUUUUAUUUUGCUUAUCACAUGGGAAAUGGGAUUCUUUGGGUCCUGUUUGCUCACUGGUGGAUCGCCCUAAUAGAACCCUCCCACAGGGGGCAUCACAGAAAGAUUGGAAACCUGAGGGGGCCUGUUUAAUUGAAGCUCCUAUCAGCGUUACUUCAGCUGCUUGUUCUUGUUUUUUGGCUUUUGAAUACAACAUGUGAUCUAUAUCAUGUGUGUAUCCAUGGAAAGUGUUGCCUUUAGUCACAUUGGACAGUUACUCUUUAAACCUGUACCACCGCGUAGGGUCUCCAGCGGUAGAUAACAGUGCCUUUGCAACCUCUGGCUGACCCCGUUUAAUGAGUGGCUAUAAGGUAGUAUAUAGUUGCCCAUAGAGUAGACUGUGUUUCUACUAGCUCCCCACAUAACAUAGCAUUAUCACCUCCAGAGGAAAAAAAGAAAAACAACUGCAAAAUCACCUUCCUCCAAAGUGCUGAGUCUUGGGUUUUUAGGCCUUCCUGAAACUCUAAGGUUUCAGCACAAAGUUGCCUAAGCCCUCUUCAGUCAUUGGGAUUUUAUAACUACAGAACUAACUCCCAAACUGUGGGCUGAAUAUCCCCAGUCUCUUCAUAGUAGCCUCUAGUCCACAGAUGAUAGAGACACCAUGUAGUUGAUAGUGUGCGGGUCUCUCAGGAGCAUAUUAUGUCAUGUCUGGAUGCUGAGUGACAUGUCACAUAUCUAAGUACACUGGAGAACACAGGAAGUGUCACAUGCAGGAGAACGUUUUCGAAUUUUCAGUAAUAAAUAAUAUAACCUUGAGAUUUUGCUUUGUGCUUUGUAUUUAUAAUGUCUUAAGGCCGCUAAACAGAUGAUACUCUCACUAGCAAUUCAAGUAUAUUGCAAUUUUUUUCAUUUCUGAGAGUUAUAAUUUGUCAUUUUUAAUUGAAAACAUUUUUAUAUUAUAUAUUUUGAUAAUGUUUUCCCUUCUCUCCGCUUCUCCUAGGUCCCCCCACCUGAAUUUAUAAUCUUUUUUCCCUCUCUUUCUUUAAACAGACGGACAAAAAAAACCCACAAAAAUUAAAAUCAAGAUAAAAAAUGAUUAAUAAGACAAAAAAUGCCCAUACAGACAACAAAGCAAAAUGAGUCAAAACAAAAAAAUCUACAGAAAUAUUAUUGAGCUUGUUUUCUGUUGGCAGAUUAUUCCUUAGCAAUGGCUCUGCCUGAAGUCAAUAUAACCAGUGAGAUUUUAUUGGAGAAAAACAACUUCUAACAGUGGGUGUGAGUUUCAGAUACCUUCUUGUUUAGCAGCGGGAGCUUUUGUUACUCCCCCCUCUUAAUGCAGGGAAUCUUUUGUUUUGUUUUGUUUUGUUUUGUUUUGUUUUGUUUUGUUUUGUUUUGUUUUGUUUCAAGACAGGGUUUCUCUGUAUAGCCUUGGCUGUCCUGGAACUCACUCUGUAGACCAGGCUGGCCUCGAACUCAGAAAUCCGCCUGCCUCUGCCUCCCAAGUGCUGGGAUUAAAGGCGUGCGCCACCACUGCCCGGCAAUGCUGGGAAUCUUGAACCUAUGUAGGCCUAGUGUAUACUAUCUGUUUCUGUUAGUUCGUAUGUGUCAGGAGCAGCCUUGCUUAUACACUGAAGGUCUAAAGUCAGCCAUAGGCCUAAGUCAGAAAUGCAUGUCUCCUAACACAAAGUUUUGGUCUCUGUGGAAAAACACUGAACCUAUAACAGAUAGCUAUAGACCUUGUAUACAGGCAUCCUUGGUUGAAAACUACCAGCCUAGAUAGUCAUAGGUCUUGUGAAUAGGUAGCCUUGGUGGAAAGUACCAGCUUAGAUACAAACGAAUGAAUCAUAGACAGAGUCAUAGUGACCUGUUUCCUGAUUCUUCUGUGAACUUUUACCCAGCCAAAACCCUGUUCUGGAAGAUCUCUGCACUCCCCCCCCCCCCCCCCCCCCCCGCAGAACACCUACGCUCCUGCAUCAUCCUCUUCCCCACAUCCUGCCUCUAUGUGUAUAUAACCUCUAUGUAAAAAAAAUAAAAUAUCGGUUUGAUCAGACUAU
Messenger RNA from Arvicanthis niloticus (Nile rat), 4892 nucleotides. RefSeq names its product disintegrin and metalloproteinase domain-containing protein 25-like. Gene Ontology annotation, biological process: male gonad development; proteolysis. Gene Ontology annotation, molecular function: metalloendopeptidase activity. Gene Ontology annotation, cellular component: plasma membrane; external side of plasma membrane; sperm head plasma membrane. Lineage: Eukaryota; Metazoa; Chordata; Mammalia; Rodentia; Muridae. The record is from RefSeq and is a predicted model, not a curated record.